Molecule: messenger RNA, 978 nt
Organism: Scedosporium apiospermum
Lineage: Eukaryota; Fungi; Ascomycota; Sordariomycetes; Microascales; Microascaceae
Product: Sialidase
Exons: 2
Coding region: 1-978 (325 amino acids)
Source: RefSeq, a predicted model, not a curated record
AUGACUGCCCCUAUUAAGCACUGGACCACCUCAUCCACCCCUCACCUGCCGGUUGUGACAGCAGGCGCUCAGGACGACUUUUUCUCCAUUUACCAUGUCGGCUCGGAUAACUUGGUCUACCAACAUUACACGAGCGAUCCCAAGCUGCAGGACUGGAAGCCCAAGGACAGCGUCCACAAGAUCCCAGACAGCGGGCAGAUCUUUAGCAACCUGACCGCUGUUAGCCUGGCAAGUGGUCGUGAUCAUAUCUUUGGUCGUCAUUUCCAUGGCGGGGUGCGACAUCUCUGGUAUGACGGCCAGAAGUGGAACUCCGAGGAUCUUGGCGGGCAGUUGAUUGGCGAUAUCAGUGCUGUCAGCUGGGGUCCUAGCCGGAUCGACAUCUUUGGACGUGGCAUGGACAACGCCGUCUGGACCAAGUUCUGGAACGGCAGCAAGUGGAGUAAUUGGGCUUCUCUUGGCGGCAAGACUCCUGACUCGCCCACGGCCGUCUCUUGGGGCCCUAACCGCAUUGAUAUUUUCGUUCGCGGCCUGGACAACGUCGUGUAUCAGCAGUACUUCAACGGCACCGCCUGGUCUGGUGGAUGGGGCAGUCUAGGUGGGGAGACUGUCGAGGAAGUGGUUGCCGUCUCGUCUGGACCGGAGAGACUUGAACUCUUCGUACGUGACUUUAAGAAUGGAAUUCAAUUCCGCAGCUUCAACAGACAAGCCAGAUGGAGCGGCUGGAGCCGUGAGGCUGAUGCCGGAUCAACCGUCUCGAAGCCUGCGGCCGUCGGUUUUGGGGGCAACAAGGUUGUGCUCGCUCGCCAGAGCCAGGACAACAAGCUAUACCGUAAGGUUUGGAAUGGAAGUUCUUGGGGCGUGUGGGAAAAGUUUGGGGACAAGGCCAUUACUGGAUCUCCAGUUCUUCAUGUCAAGGGCGGGGAUAAGGCUCCUGCCAUCGUUGUGCUUGGCGACGCUUCCUUGGCCAUUUUUGCCUAG